This is a messenger RNA of Gambusia affinis (western mosquitofish), 4712 nucleotides long. It is a transcript of the gene cdk19, whose product is annotated as cyclin-dependent kinase 19. NCBI's taxonomy places the organism in Eukaryota, Metazoa, Chordata, Actinopteri, Cyprinodontiformes, Poeciliidae. Gene Ontology annotation, cellular component: nucleus; mediator complex; cytosol. The transcript has 13 exons. The coding region runs from base 121 to 1602 and encodes 493 amino acids. The record is from RefSeq and is a predicted model, not a curated record. Gene Ontology annotation, molecular function: ATP binding; cyclin-dependent protein serine/threonine kinase activity; RNA polymerase II CTD heptapeptide repeat kinase activity. Gene Ontology annotation, biological process: protein phosphorylation.
GCAGACCAAAAUCCCAAACAAGGAAAUGGUGGGGGAAUAAAACGACCAGAUUAUUUAAUUAAUGCAUGUAAUAAUUAAUAUUUUAUUUUAUUGUAAUUUAAGACGUAUUUAUGGGUUAAAAUGGAUUACGACUUCAAAACAAAGCUGGCAGCCGAGAGGGAGAGAGUAGAAGAUCUGUUCGAAUAUGAAGGUUGCAAAGUGGGUCGAGGCACCUACGGGCACGUUUAUAAAGCUAAGCGCAAAGACGGGAAGGAUGAGAAGGAAUAUGCACUGAAGCAAAUUGAAGGCACUGGAAUAUCUAUGUCAGCCUGCAGAGAAAUUGCUCUGUUACGAGAACUGAAGCACCCGAACGUUAUCGCCCUUCAGAAAGUGUUUCUGUCCCACAGCGACAGGAAGGUGUGGCUCCUUUUUGACUACGCCGAACAUGAUCUGUGGCACAUCAUUAAGUUCCACCGCGCCUCCAAAGCCAACAAGAAGCCCAUGCAGCUUCCCCGAGGGAUGGUGAAAUCUCUCCUGUACCAGAUCCUGGAUGGGAUCCAUUACCUCCACACCAACUGGGUGCUCCACAGGGAUCUGAAACCAGCCAACAUCCUGGUGAUGGGAGAAGGUCUGGAACGAGGGAGAGUUAAAAUUGCUGACAUGGGGUUUGCCAGACUCUUCAACUCUCCCCUGAAGCCGCUGGCCGACCUCGACCCUGUGGUGGUGACCUUCUGGUACCGGGCCCCUGAGCUGCUCCUUGGGGCCCGGCACUACACCAAAGCUAUUGACAUUUGGGCAAUUGGCUGCAUCUUUGCGGAGCUGCUAACGUCGGAGCCCAUCUUCCACUGUCGCCAAGAGGACAUCAAGACCAGCAACCCUUUCCACCAUGACCAGCUGGACAGGAUAUUCAGUGUGAUGGGUUUCCCUGCAGAUAAAGACUGGGAGGACAUCAGAAAGAUGCCAGAGUAUCCCACACUGCAGAAGGAUUUCAGGAGGACAACGUAUGCAAACAGCAGCCUCAUCAAGUACAUGGAGAAACAUAAAGUGAAGCCUGACAGCAAGGUUUUCCUCCUGCUCCAAAAACUCCUCACCAUGGACCCCACCAAGCGAAUCACGUCGGAACAGGCUCUGCAGGACGCCUACUUCCUGGAGGAGCCUUUACCAACCACAGAUGUGUUUGCUGGCUGUCAGAUCCCCUACCCAAAGCGAGAGUUUCUUAACGAAGAUGAACCUGAAGAGAAAACAGACAAGAACCAGACCCAGCAGCACCAGCAGACGACGGGCCAGACCCAGGCCCAGACCCAGCAGCAGGCGGCGGCCCAGCAGGCCCCCUCCCAGCAGAGCUCAGCUCAGACCAACGGCACCGCGGGGGGCACUGGGGCCACCGGGGGAGGCGGCAUGCAGCAUGGGCAGGACCAGGGCCCGCCCAACAAGAAGCCUCGAAUCGGGCCCUCUGGGGCCUCCUCUGGCACAGGGGUGCUACAGUCGGAAUAUCAGCACUCCAGCUCCCGGCUCGGUUACCAAAGCAACGUCCAAGGGUCCACUCAGUCUCAAAGUACCAUGGGAUACUCGUCAUCAUCCCAGCAGAGCUCCCAGUACUCCCAUCAGACACACCGCUACUAGGAGCCGUAGAAUCGCCUCCAGACCCUCUGCCCCCUGACCCUUCACCCCCCCGCUUCUGGAACCAGCAGAGGAUGCAACUCCUCAUCUUUAACUGACACCCAGCAGCCUUCUUCGCCUCGGUCGGACCCCUAAUCUUAGGUGACGUCAUUCCAAUUUGGCCUUCCUCCAUUCGAAGCUGCUCUCAUCUGUCAUCUUAUUGUCUGAAACAUGAAGCCAAACACGAAUAGGAACCAAAAAAAAAAAAGACAGGUUCUGCAUUGUGGGGUGAAACUAAAGGAAACUAAAUGCAAAAGGGAAGCGAAGGCAUCACGCAAACUGAGAAUCAUGGCACUUAUAAAUGCAACGUUCCUCAGCAGGACGACUUGCAGCUGUGUUCAUAUAUGUAUAUUAUAUAGCACCUUUUUCUAUUUGAUUCUUUUUUUUUUUUUAUUUGUUCUCUUGCUCGUUUGCUAGAUUUUCAGAGUUUACCUUGAUAGUUGAUGUCACUCGAAAUAUUGUUACACAUGGGAGCAACGGGAUGCAAUGAAACGGUGGAGGAACAGACCUUCAUCCUCGUCUCCGUCGUCCAAUCAGAAGAAAAGGAGCGUUGGAGUUAACCCUGUCCGCCUGAAUGCAACCAUGACCCAGAGACUCCUGUUCCCACGCAGCGGGGCGGGGGGGGGAACGUCAGCUGUUGAGCUGAUGUCAGUGCAGGGAAAUAUUACAGCGCAGUUUAUUGGAAGCUUUGUAAUAUAGACUUUGUAUAUUUAGAUCCAACUCAUCUCAACCUGGAUUUGGAAAGCCAGAGAAGCAGUCGUCUUUAUAGAGCGCCACCUUCUGGGGGUUCCACUUUUUGCCGACGAUGAUGGUGGUUUCAGGAGGCCAGACUCUUCCUGUCUGUGCCGGUGGAAACGUUGUUCUGAUAACCAUCUUAUCUCGGACCAUCAGAACUUUGAAGGUCUUUUUUUUUUUUUACUAGUAUUUUAAACACAGAUGUAACGUGCGCAUUAACGUACAGGGCAGCUAAAAUUACCCUGCCUUCCCCCCCGAAAUAUGAUUCUUGAGACUGUUACUGCCUAAUGUCAGGUUUUUAUUUUUAUUUUUUUAAGGUUUAAUUAUUACCAACUGUGUGUGUGUGUGUGUGUGUGUGUGUGUGUGUGUGCAUGUCUGAAUUUUUAUUUGCAUAUUUUUUUUCAAACCUACCAGCAUUGCACUGAGCGCUGAACCCGUCUGCAACGAGCUGGAACAAACGCUGGGUGAGUUUUUGUCACCUGAACUUUUGCCUUUUUUUUUUUUCUGGGACAAAUUUGCCAAAAUGUGACAAACAGUUGUUUGUCAAUAGCCUCAUUUGGCCACAUUUAGAGAUAAAGGGUGCGUUCUUUACUACCGCUAAUAUGUUCAAUCUUUUAAGUUUAUUAACACUAUGAAUGCCAUAUGAGUUUUUAACUUCAAUAAAUUUUGGAUUUAUUCUGGCUUUUUACAGAGCCAAAAUCAUACAGUGCACAUGUGCAUGCACCCCCACUGGUAUUUAGAUUACGUAUGUCUUUUUAGCAAGUUGCAUAGAAACCACAUGAUUUGUUUUGCCAGCAGCAGCUUAUUUCAUAACUCACUCUUCCUACCAGAAUCGGUCCAGCUUAUUGAAAGCUGUUGGUUUCCAAGCACAGAGCUGGAUUAUGAGCAUAAUCCAAACAUUUUCCACAUGUUUAACAUUUGGAUUGUCCAGAAACCCAACGUUAGCCUUCUUUAUCUUUUGAAAAAGUGAUACAAAAGUGACUCUUUUUCACACUCCACAUUCAUCUAUCUGGCUGAUGAGUUGAAACCAACUGUUGAACUAUUUGGUAGCCCUCCGUCUUCAUUGACCGCAGCUCGGCCUGGCUGGCCCUAUUCCAGCCCUGGCUGUUUUUGCAUUGACCAGAGUUCUGCCUUCAAAGUGGUUGUACACCAUCAUACCAAACCGCAAACGUCCGGAAAUGUUCCCGGAUUUCAAAAACUAUGGGUGAAGUGACGUUUGUAAUUCCAGUGUCCAAUCAGAUCAACAUCAAAGCACAAGCAAGUAAACAUAAUUCAGUUGCAAUCGUUUAAUUUGUACUUAUUGGGGCCGCAGUUGGUGGUUUCUUUGCAUAUCUGUAUUUCUACAUGCACUUAUAUAAUACAACAAGAGAGAGAGAGAGAGAGAAAGAAAACAUAAGGGGGGCUCAGCAAACAUUUAAAUCCAUUUCGGCAAUUGACAUUUCUUAGAAAGGUCCUUAUGGGCUCACAUGAAAGGGAGGUGUACAUAUCCAGUGUCUUCCAUUAAAAGAGAGAGACAUAGAAAGGGGGCUGACACAGCUUUUUAUAACCCAUAGCAUCUUUAUCUGUGUGGCCAUCCAAAGUGGGAAAUAGCUGGAGUCCAUCCACUCAGAAAAAUGUCCAUUAUUACAUGAAGUUUUGCUGUUAUCUUUUCCAUUAUAUACGCAUUCUUCAAUCUUUCACCCUUCAUUGAUUAAGGGUGGGAGGCAAAAGCUUGAGCCAGUUAUCAUUUUCCUUGCUGCUAGUAGCAGAAUCUGUAGUAACUGGACUUCCCUUUCACCAAUAUUUUCUCCUGAGGUCAAAUAUAAUAUAAUAUGCAGUGAGUUCAGAGGUAACGUGAACUUAAAUAUAUAUUUUUUCCUUUCUAUCUGAACUCCCUGCCAGAAUGGAAUCAGUACUGGGCAGUCCCAAAAAAUGUGAGUGUGAUCCCCAAUCUGAUUACAAAUUUGAAGCAUUUGUGACGUAUUUUGAAAUACUGAAAGGUGUUUUGAAGAAACGUCUUCAAUAACAAUAUUCAUUUCUAGUUCCCACUUUUGCUUUAUAUCCAUAGAUUUGUCAGAGAAAUGCAUCUGUAAAUGUAGAUUAGAUAUAAUCUUCCUCUUAUUAUUUUCCUCUACACAUUUUAUCAGAAAUAUUUCUAAAGGUCAAGCUAGGCCAUUCUUUGUGUGAUAAAAGGUAAUCCCUUAAUUGUAAGUACUUAUAGAAGUCUUUUGAGCGUAAUCCAUAUUAUUAUCCAUAUUAUUAUGUGUGAUAUUGUUAAAGGUUCUCCUAAACUAACAUAUUUCUAUCAGCUUUCCUUGUGGUUUCUCUGGAACUUUCUGACAGACAUUAAACCAAAUAUC